Molecule: messenger RNA, 1023 nt
Organism: Ostreococcus tauri
Lineage: Eukaryota; Viridiplantae; Chlorophyta; Mamiellophyceae; Mamiellales; Bathycoccaceae
Product: unnamed product
Exons: 1
Coding region: 1-1023 (340 amino acids)
Biological process (GO): proteolysis
Molecular function (GO): ATP-dependent peptidase activity; ATP binding; metalloendopeptidase activity
Source: RefSeq, a predicted model, not a curated record
AUGCUCUCUGCCUCGACCGCCGUCGCCCCCGGUCGCGUCGCGCUCUCGAAGACGCGCGCAAACGCUCGCGGGCACCGCGUUCAACUCAAAUCCCGCUCAUACGUCACGGCCAACGCUUCAAAGGCCGAAAAGUACGAUGAAAUCGAUAAAGAACUAUCCAAAGUCAGAGCGUUACCGCCGAGCGAGCGCGCCGAGGCCUUGGAGAUCGCGACGUCCACGGUGCGCGGCGCCCUGAACGCGAUGAGAGAGGAUUCGUGGUUGUGGAACAGCGCGCUGAAGAACCCGCAGCGAAGGAACGUGUUCCCGAACGAGCUGAAGCGCGUGCUCAAGGCGGCGCCGGAGCAAAUCGCAAAGCCGAGCGACGCGAACGAUUUAAAGCUGAUCGUCACGGUGACCCUGACGUGUUCGCUGGCAGCGGUCGUGGUCGGGGCGACGUUACCGGGGGAUAUCGGGGCGUUCGGUGCGUAUUUACUUGGUGGGAUUCCGAUCGUUGUCUUGGCCGUCGGUUCGACGGCGCCCGGGUUGCUUCGAGUGGCGACGGAUCGCCUGGCGCGCGUGGAUCCAGAGUAUCGACGAAGGAUCGCUAGACAUGAGGCUGGUCACUUUUUGGUUGGGUAUGCGUGCGGCGUUCCUGUCGGGUCGUACAAUCUCGGGAUCGAUGAGAGUCACGUAAACUUUAUGGAGAGCAAGCUUGAGCGGAAAAUUUUCCAAGGGGCGAAACUCAGCUCAAGCGAGGUUUUGCCGCUCGCGGUGAUCUCCAUGGCUGGCGUCGCCGCGGAAGCGAUGGAGUUCGAGGAAGUAAUGGGUCAGAGCGCCGAUCUGUUCGAUCUGCAGAGAAUUUUGAACAGAGUCGAUCCAAAGUUGAACGACGCGAGUCAACAAGAGAUAACUCGUUGGGCGGUGUUUCAAGCGGCGACCAUUCUCUCCGAAAAUCGCGCUGCGUUCGACGCGUUGACGGAGAAGAUGCAGGAAGGCGCGUCGGUGGUCGAUUGCCUGCAGACGAUCGAGGCGAAGCGCGCGUAA